AUGCUUGGAUUCAAGAAUUUCGGCAUUGUUGGUGUCGGUCAUAUUGGCGGCUAUAUCUUGGAGGAGCUGCUCAAGGCCAAGUCUUCUGGCAUAGUUGACAAGGUCGUCGUCCUCACGCGUCCGGGCUCUGUCGAGAGGUUGCAGUCUUACGGCUCACGUGGUGCCAUUUUAGCUCCGAUAAACGACUUGAACGACGUAUCAGCCGUGACUGUGGCUCUUAAGGACGUCGACGUGAUCAUUUCCGCGCUCGGCGGGGCCGCUUCGCAGUUGCAGAUCCCCAUCGCGGAGGCGGCCACGUCCGCUGGCGUUCGUCUCUUUGUCCCUUCCGAGUUUGGCGGAGAUACGGACGGCGCGAAGGAAGGAUACCCGGCUAUGAAGCUCGCGCUGGCCAACAAGAUCGCGGGGAUCGUACCUGUCACCAAGUUCUUCAAUGGCACCUUCGCCGACUUCAUAUGGUCGGCGCCCAUGACGAACCUCGAUGUCAAGAGCGGCAGCGUCACGGUCGGUGGAGACGGAAAUGCGAAGUUGAGCUUCACGUCGCGGGUCGAUGUCGCACGCUUCGUCGUGCAUGUGCUCACAACGCUUGCCCCUGAGGAUACGGUCAGCAAGUCUUUCCGCAUUGAAUCUCAGCGUCUGUCAUUCAACGAGGUUUUUGAAGCGUACAGGAAGAAGAGCGGCGCGAAGCUCGAAGUCAAGUACAUCCCCAUCGAGGAGUUGCAGGGCAACCUCAAGAAGAAUCCACGGGACAUUGCGAGUUACUUCCAUCUCACCUGGGCUUCGGGCGAGGCUGUGGUUGGAGGCCCAAGUUCGCUCGAUAACGCGAAGUAUCCAGGAUGGAACCCCUCACCCGUGAUCGAUUACCUAUAA
This is a messenger RNA of Peniophora sp. CBMAI 1063, 867 nucleotides long. NCBI's taxonomy places the organism in Eukaryota, Fungi, Basidiomycota, Agaricomycetes, Russulales, Peniophoraceae. The record is from the annotation of a GenBank genome assembly.